Molecule: messenger RNA, 1062 nt
Organism: Chara braunii
Lineage: Eukaryota; Viridiplantae; Streptophyta; Charophyceae; Charales; Characeae
Source: the annotation of a GenBank genome assembly
GGGAAAGGUACUAGGAUGGUUUGAUCCGGAGGGAACAACAACAAUCGGAGAAAAGUGGAAGGAUAGCAAGGAAGGAGAGGGGAAUAGUAUGGCUGGUGAAACCGGUAGUUCCGAGGGCGGGCUCAAGAAAAUAGUAUUCACCCUCACGCGGGCAUUGAACAAAAAUCAGGGCUACCUCGCGGAUGCCAAGAAGAAGCUCACCUUUGAUGGGGCGAAUAUCACCGAAUUCCUAAUAGACUACGAGAAUCUGGCAGCCCUGAUGAAAUGGAGCGAGGAAGAAAAGAUGGACCACAUAGGGCAGCACGUGUCGCUAAGCUUGGGAAGGGACAUUACGGCCAUCGUCGCCGCCAGUGGAUCCUGGAAAGAGACCCGAAAUGAAAUGAUGAGGAAGUAUCUAAAGGCGGAGAAAAUGGCAACGGAAGCAGAAUUGGCAGCCGUACAGAGGAGGAACUAUGCGACCUACAACGACUUUCUGAGACCAUUCACCCUAGUGGCGUUACGGAUUCUGGGGGUAACAGACCGAAUCAUGAGCAAGUAUUUCCUUAGACAGUUCUUCGAGUUUAAUAAAGAUAAAAUCCUGUCGGCCUACCAACAGACUAGUAAGUUUGAGUACAUGAGGGACGUGGACUUCAGCACCGUAACAGAUCUCGCAGAAAAGACGGUAGUAACCGAUACGCUAGCCCUGCUCAAGGAAGGGGAAGUUAUAGACUUGAUCGGGAAAAUGGGGGACAAGGUGAAGAAGGGGAUAGAAAGCUUGCAUGAACGAGUGCACGGGGUUGACAAUAAGAUAGAGAGAGUGGAAAACGCGCUACUGGUAAUGCAGGCGCAGGUGUCCCGACCCGCCCUCCCGCCCCAAGAAGCCAUAGUCCCAGCAGCAGUGGCAAAUCGGGGAUACGACAGGAAGGACCCGACCAAUGAGCAAUGCAUAUAUUGCACGAUGGUCGAACACUUCGUACGAACCUGCCCGAGACUCAACCACGAUAUUAUGAGGCAGAGGUGUUAGGUCCCUUAAAGGUGAAAUUUUCGGACCCCAGGGGGAGCGAAUAAACUGGAAUUCGCCAG